Pelecanus crispus (Dalmatian pelican) is the source of this 643-nucleotide messenger RNA. The record is from RefSeq and is a predicted model, not a curated record. NCBI's taxonomy places the organism in Eukaryota, Metazoa, Chordata, Aves, Pelecaniformes, Pelecanidae.
CCGCCCUCCGAGUUCAUGCAGGUGGCGGAUUCGACCUGGCUGGUGCUCAGCGUGGUCUCCAAUGGCCGGGCACCCUCCGGCUGCCAGGCAGUCACCAAGAUCGCCAGGUCGGUCAUCGCGCCGCUGGCUGAGCACCACGUCUCGGUGCUGAUGCUCUCCACCUACCAGACUGACUUCAUCCUGGUGCGGGAGCGGGAUCUGCCGGUGGUGAUCCACACGCUGGCGGGGGAGUUUGACAUCUACAAGGAGGAGAGUGGCGAGUGUGUCCCUGUCACCUGCGACGACGUGAGCAAUGGCUUCCUCAAGCCCAAGCCGGCCGCCAGCCCCACGCUGCACCCCGUGCAGAGCCCCCAGACCCGCUUCUGCGUCCUGACCGUGGCCCCCGACACACUGCCCGCCAUUGCCACCAUGCUCAUCGACGUCCUCUUCUACUCCCACAGCCCCCCGAGAGAGGCUGGCGCCGGCAGCCAGGACCUCGACUCCAUCACCUUCUUUGCCUUCUCCCUCAUUGAGGGCUACAUCUCCAUCGUGAUGGAUGCAGAAACCCAGAAGCGGUUCCCGAGCGACCUGCUGCUGACCAGCUCAACGGGGGAGCUGUGGCGGAUGGUGCGGAUCGGCGGGCAGCCCCUGGGCUUUGGUGAGU